Molecule: messenger RNA, 1115 nt
Organism: Coccomyxa subellipsoidea C-169
Lineage: Eukaryota; Viridiplantae; Chlorophyta; Trebouxiophyceae; Coccomyxaceae
Product: 5-Formyltetrahydrofolate cycloligase
Exons: 6
Coding region: 1-681 (226 amino acids)
Biological process (GO): folic acid-containing compound biosynthetic process; tetrahydrofolate interconversion
Cellular component (GO): mitochondrion
Molecular function (GO): 5-formyltetrahydrofolate cyclo-ligase activity
Source: RefSeq, a predicted model, not a curated record
AUGCAAAGCUCCUCUACUGCCAACAUCGUGGAUGAUAAGAAGGUCCUUCGGAAAAAGGUUGUAGCAGAGCUCAAGAAGCUCACAGCAGCGCAGAUGCACAGCGAAAGCUCUCAGAUCGCUGACCAUAUAUUGAAGGCUGAUUUCUAUCAGAGAUGCAAGAGAAUUGGGGUGUACAUACACUGUGCGCCAUUGAGGGAGGUGGACACUAGCAAGCUGGUCACCGCUGUAACAGAGGCAGACAAGCGGUGUUACAUCCCAGUAGUGCAGGACAGAGAGGCCAACAUGCGCCUGAUACACCUAGACACGCUUGAGGAUCUGAAGCCGGCUCCUCCAUUCAAUAUACUCGAGCCACCCCCCACCUAUGCAGAUGGAAGGCCUCGGGAAGACGUGCUGGAGAUGGAUGCCCCCCUGGACCUGCUGCUGAUGCCAGGCCUGGCGUUUGACAGCCAGGGGCGGCGCUGCGGCAGGGGCGGCGGUUACUAUGACAAAUUCCUGGCCCGGUGCCAGCAGCGGGCGCAGCAACACGGCUGGGACCCACCUCUCCUCGUGGCGUUGGCGUUCAGGGCGCAGAUGGUGGGUGCAGUGCCCAUGUGCCCCUAUGACAGGUCAGUGGACAUCAUUGUGACAGCCGACGGCAUGCUCUCUUGCAGCACUCGAAGCCAGCAACUUCAACUCUGCUAGUCACCCUCUGUGCACCUGGUUGCACUGCAGCUGUCUUCUGCUUCCCUUCAGUGAGCGCUUGGGAUGGUGUAUAAGCUACACUUUCAGAGGCCGCAGCAAAAAGCACGCCAAUGAGUAUCAGAACAGCGUGAGAAUCAGGAUGUGCUGGCACCUGCAGGUUGGGUCUCGCAGAAGCCUGGCACGUUGAGACUGUUGAUUUUCAUCAGCGACUUUGGGUCCCAGGAUACAUAUACAAAUUUGCUGGUGCAAUACAAUCCAUAUGUGGAAGGCUUUUGUGUAAGACUGCAGCGAUCAUGCUCUGUACUCAUCGAAGAGAGGGUUGAGGCUGUCAAUUUCUUCAAGAGAUCUAUGGAUGAACUAUGUGCACAGUGUUGCUGGCCUCAAUUUAGUCAAUCUUCAUGCAAAUUUUUGUUUACAAUUCAUGCUUAUGCUUC